Molecule: messenger RNA, 783 nt
Organism: Punica granatum (pomegranate)
Lineage: Eukaryota; Viridiplantae; Streptophyta; Magnoliopsida; Myrtales; Lythraceae
Source: RefSeq, a predicted model, not a curated record
AUGUCUGAGCAGUUCAAUGCUGCUAUAGUAAAGUAUCGAGCAAGACCUAUCAUCAACAUGUUGGAAGAGAUCAGGUUAUAUUUGAUGAGGAAGAUGAACUAUAGUAGGAAUCAAAUUGCAAGAUACAGAGGUCCAAUCACACCAACUGCACAGUCUAAGUUAGAAAUAGCAAAGAGGGAUAGUCACAAAUGGCAUGCUCUUUGGGUUGAAGACCCUGAGCUUGCAAGAUUUCAGGUGCAACAUAUAUACAGCAACAACCAUCAGCAUGUUGUUGACUUAAAGAUGUCAACCAAGAAGCAUGUCAAUCCAUGUUAUUCUAAGGAAACAUGGGAGAGGAUUUAUGCUCCGUAUAUUACUCCACUGAGAGGUGAAGAUCAAUGGAUUAAGUCAGGUGCAGAACCUGUUAAGGCUCCAAGAUUUGCCAAGGGUGGUGGUCGUCCAAAAAAGAAAAGGUCCAAGGCUAAUGAUGUGCCUCAAAACCCAUAUAAAUCUAAAAGGAAGUACAAGGAAAUACAAUGUGGAAGGUGUAGUGAGAAAGGACACAAUGUGAAGAGAUGCAAUGGUACAAUAUCGAAUGAUAAGCAAAGGAAGAAGGCUAGGACUGAUACCAGCCCCCAAAAUGCCUCAGCUUUACCCUCUAAGACUCGACUUACAGGAGAAGAAUUGCAGUGUGCUCAUCUGUCUAUGCUGUGCUUGUGUAAGUUCAAGCUACUGAUCUUUGUUGUGCUUGUGCUGCUGAACUUUGCAAGGAAUGUCACCAUCGAUGUGUCAGCAUUUGGUUAG